Messenger RNA from Eutrema salsugineum, 369 nucleotides. RefSeq names its product ubiquitin-conjugating enzyme E2 29. The transcript has a single exon. The record is from RefSeq and is a predicted model, not a curated record. Bases 1 to 369 code for a protein of 122 amino acids. Lineage: Eukaryota; Viridiplantae; Streptophyta; Magnoliopsida; Brassicales; Brassicaceae.
AUGGCCCACUUUGCUCACAACAUUUGUCCGGCGUCAUCAACAGGUCCCGAGUACUGGAUGCGCCGAUACCUGCUUGACCUCCAGCGAAACCCGUCGCCCAUAUACUCCGCCGGGGUGGAGGCGGAGAACGUGUAUGUGUGGGCAGCGACCAUCACCGGUUCGCCGGGAACUCCCUACGAAGGGGGUGUCUUCUUUCUCCGCAUCAUCUUCCCUCCGGAUUUCCCAUGGAAGCCACUGAAGGUGCACUUCCGGACCCCCAUCUUCCACCCCAAUGUGAGCCAUCGUGGCAACAUCUUCCAUCCGAUGCUCAUGCCUGAUACAUGGUGCAUCGCGACAUCUGUGGCCCAGAUGCUGAUGAGUCUGGCCUAG